AUGGCUAAAUUGAACGAAAUUCAAGCAUUGAAACCCAUCGAGCCUUCUGAGUUGUGGACAUUCGAGAGUGCACUCUCUCUAUUGAGAAAUGGUCAAGACCAAUACAUUUUGGAAGCGUUAGAUGAGUUUUUGCUCAAUAACAAGGAAUUGUUCUUCGAAGCCCUUCCAUUCAAGAGAAAGGGUGAUCAACCGUCUAACUAUAAGGUGGUGAAAGAUCUUUCCAUCAGAGACGUCUUGUACACUAACAUCUCACCAACAAACAACAGUGACGCUCAAAAAAUUAGUGAAACGCUUUCUAUAGAUUAUGAGGAAGCAUUGAGAACUAUAAGUCAAGUGUGUAAACGUAUCCCAGAAAAGAAGAGCAUUAAUGUAAAUAAAAAGUUGAAAUCCAAGAUACCUGACGACUUGGAUAACCAUUUGGAAGAAGAGAGAAUAGUGUUGUACACAACUAGGAUCUUAAGGGACAGGAGAGUUAUACUCGACAUAGUUUUGGAACUUUUGAAUAACAAGUUGAAUCCUAGUAAGUCUAUGGUUAUCAGGAACUUGGGUAAGGAGAUAUUCUUGUCUGAUGAAUAUAUAAACGACGUUGUCAGCGAGCUCAAGUACUGCACUAGAAAUUUACUUAAGAGGAAGGGACUCGGUAGUUCCAAGGACAAUGGCCCCAAAGAGAUCUCCAACUUAGAUCUACUUGUUGACACCGAAUCAAUAUUGAUAAUCACUGAAUUGUUGAAGGUACUUAUAGAGCUCAUUUCUGCGUCUCCAGACUCCAAGCCCAAGUUAGUAUCCCAAUGGUUUGAGUUCAUGGCAGAAACCAACUUCAUGUUAAUAGUCGGACCAGCUGUAGUUCAUACUGAACCUUUCAAUUUAAUUCAAGGUCUUGCCACUAUAACAUCAGUGUUGUUACUUGAUGUGUCUAGAAACUUCGGUUCGAAUGAGUUUAUGAAAGACAGCUCUACAUUUUCUACCGUAAACUCUUGCAUUGCAGAUGAUUCGAACAUUAAUUCCAUAAUCAUGUAUGUCUGGUCUAUAAUAUUGUACAGGCAACACAUCUCUGAAGAGAAAACAACCCAUUUGGUCACUAUCAACAGCCUUAACCAGCGAGCAGCAUCGUUGGACGUGUUCCAAAAUAUUACAAACUUGAAUGAACUUCUCAAGUUCGAUAAUUUAUAUGCCGCCAUCCUUUCACAAGUCAUAGUUCUGGCUAUCCCAUUAGUGAGCAUUGAUUCAAAAAUUGCAGCUACCAUACAUUCUGUGGUUAAAUCAGCUCCAGCACUGGUUAUUGAGUCAUUCUUUAAUGAUGAAUCAAUAAUUGAACUAAUCAUUUUAACCAGAGCAAAAUUCCCCAUUCAAAUUCUUCCAUACUUGAAAUUGAGUUCAAUUAACGGGCAGUUUGCGAUAAAUGAAUUUAAUAACUUAAAAUCUUUUAUGAGCUCAUUUAAAAAAGAUCAAUUCGAAAUGAUUAGUGAAAUCGAUGACCAAAAUACAGAAUUGGUAAAGCUAACCAAGGACAUUGAUUUAUACCCUCCGUAUGAAUCGAAUAAGAAAUUGUCCUUAUUUCUAGACUCCAAUACAAAGGCUAUGGUGUUACCCUCUGGACUACAAGAUGAAGUGCUUGUAACAUUCUUAUACAAGUACAAUGGUUGGGCAUUUUUAGGCAGAAUAUUGCAAAAUAUAGUAAGGUCGUCGUUGAAUAAUGAUGACAAUGAUAAGACAGAGCUAAUUAUUGACUUGAUUGAACUAUUGACCCAGGUAGUCCAAGACAACCAAGGUAGUGAUGCUAUUACCGUUUUGGAUGUAUUGGAUUCUAUGUCUGCUUACAUGGAUGACUCGGAUGUUAUUGAGAUUCUUUUCAGGUUAUUCGAACAAAAUUUACAUUCAAGAAAUAUUACCAUUUUGGUCUCGUUAACCAAUUUAUUCACAUCGUUAGUUCCAUUGAUUGAAGUUAAAAUAUGGUCUUAUUUGAGUAAAUCAGCUUUGUUGUCGUCUAAUGGGAGCAAGGAAGGUUUUGCUUCAAUCAUCUUUGGUGCCAUUGAAAUGAUAAACGGUGAUUAUCAAUUGACUAUUGCUUUGAUUAAUUUAGCAAAUGCAUUGGUGCAAGAUUGCUUAGGAUUGGAAGAAAAAGUCAACAAGAAUAAGUCCAUACUUUUGUCGAGAUUCAUUGAGUAUCUAAUUCAAAUUUUUGAAAGUUUCUCGCAUUGCAGAUUCAAUAAGGCUUAUCAAAAAAUGGAAAUUGGUUAUUUGAUUGUUGGGAUCUUCAGUAAUGUGUUGGAAAAUGUGUACUCUAUUGACGAAGCAGACUUACCUGUUGAUAAAGUAACUAAGAUAUUUGCAGAACCUUCAAUCAAAAUUUUGAAGUCAUUUUCCAUAGACAGUGCGACAAUCUCAACAUCAAGAACUUGUCACCCCUUGCUUUCGGUUAUUGAUUCCAUUCUGCAAUUUGACUUGUAUGAAUCAAGAGACUUGUCUGGGUACUGGUUCAAAAAGUGGGUGAAAUCAAGUUUGAAAUAUUCCCUGUUGAUAUUGACCAUCUGCUCUUCUUCUUCGUUUGCAUCCUCAUUUUCAUUUAGUUCCUCGACAUUUGUAAAGAGCUUGUUCAUAAAAUUACCUCAAUUGGUCGAUAUAUAUGCCUCACAUCAAAACUUGAGAAAGGAGGUUCUUGAUCUUAUUACUAACUUGACCAAUGGUGCUGCUAUGAUGAAAAAUUCUCCGCCACCAUCAUUAUUAUCUCACAUGGGUAGGGGCCAUUCUCAAGUGUUGCUCAAUAGCUUGAUCUCCGAUUUAGAAAAUUCUUUUGAUGAUUAUGAUAUGAAAAUUAGCUUGUAUGAUUUUAUAUGUGCUGUUUUGAAUGGUCAGCAAGAAGGACUAUCUAUGUUAUUCAUCAGUGGUAGAGAUGUUUAUGGAGAGAUUACGAAUAAUGCUGAUAAUUCUACACAUUCUAAAUCAAUACUUUCAAUAUUGAAGAAGAGCCUUCGUAACAUCAAAUACUACCCUGAGUAUGUAUCCUUACAUUUAGUUGAUGCAAUUUCACUCGCUUUCAAUUCGUGGACCACCAUUCGUGGUAAUGACGAUGACAUGGAGUUUGUCAACCUCUUGUUAACCAAAUUUAAUCAACCGCAAGAUAUCAAGGCACGUACUACUGAUGAGUAUAUCACUAAAUGUUAUGAGUUGAAGGUGUUGUCCAAAGUUACUGAAAUUUUGUCAGUAGUUGCAUACACUACAAGAAGUGAGUCAAUUAAGAAUAAGUUAGUUGAGGUUUUUGCCAAAGAUGGAGAGUUCAAAUUCGAAUUCUUGAAAAGAUUUGACACUAUUGGGUAUAACCAAAGAUUACAUGAUGAAUUGGAACAUUUAUUCACAGAAAACUUCAACUUAGAUGUUUCGAAGUUCAAUUCUUCACUUGUUAAAAGAAAUAGAUUUGGCCAAUCUAUUGUUUAUAAUUUGGAUUUGAUGGACAAAAUUUUUGGAAAAUCUGACUAUACAGAAAUCUGGCCAUCGCUCCGUGAACAUGUGAAAGCAUGUAACGCAAAUAUUCAAUAUCUGAGUGCUCAAAUUGCUGUUGUUAAAUCGCAUGGCGCUUUGUUAACUGCAUUUUGCAAAAGAUUUGGAUCAAAGUUGAGCUCUGAUUGGGUUUUCCUUGCCUCACAACUUUUAUUUUUCAAUGUAGUUAUUGACAGUCCUUCAGAAAUUUUCAUUCAAGUCUACAGGGAAAGAAUUGAAUUGUCAUUCUACAUAUUGUAUACAAUGACCAUUAACCCAGAUGUGAAACCUCCACUUCCAGAAAAUGUUCUUGAUAUAAUUAAGUUCAGUUGUGACUUGCUUAAAAAUAUAACUGGAACUGGCCAUUCAAGAACUGGUAAUUACAAAUCCUUGCUUCGCAUAUUGAAUUUGUCGCUUGCAUUAACCAAAAAUGAUUCAAAUACCAUUGCUUCCAACGCAAACUUAUUCAUAAAACUUUUCGAAUUAAUUAUCUCUAGAGGGAUGAAAAAUAUAUUAGUGGAAUUACAAAAUGAUGCUUAUUUAAUUCGUACUGAUAAAAGAUUUGUUCCACAGCACUUAGACGAAAAGUUUGAAAAUUUGUCAUUAAUCCUCUCCAUUUUGAAAGAGUUUGUCUCAUUGAGACAUUCAGCAUCAACCGAAUUGGAAAUGUCUAAGAUUGUUUCCACUAAUGAUAUCGUAAAGGGGUUGAUGAACUUAUACUCUACGCUGAAUUUGAUCAAGGAGGGCCAAUUGGUGUUUUCACAGUUAACAUUAAUGACCAUUCAAGAAUUAAUGACAAUUGAUCCAAUUGCUCAAGACUUUAUUGAAGCUGGCUUAUUCUUAAUAUUAACUGGUAGUUCGACAUCUGCCCAUAUUCAAAAGGGGUCGCUCUCAUCGUUAUCACCAGAUGAAGAUGCUAAUUACUAUUAUAUUUGGUGCAAUGGUUUAUUACCUUUAGUAUCACUUACAUUUAAAAAUUUGGGCCCCCAGAUCUUACCUGAAGUGUGCAUGUUUAUGAAAUCCUUCCAAAAACAGAUAGCUACAUGCAUUGAUAGAUGGUCCAAGAGUCUGUCGUCUAUUGAAAUUACCACUGUGUCUAUAUCAGAAACUAGACAGAUACUCUUCUUAUUUCAAAUGUUGAAGCUUGCUAAUGUCGAAGACUUUUUGAAAUCAAUGGGCUCCCCUACACAAUACACCAGCGAAGGUGAAGUUAUAGAUAUGGUAUUAUUUCCAGGCUUAGAGUCUAACAGCAGCAGAGAAGAGUUUGCAAACAAUUUAGUUAACCUUUUAAAGCAUCCGAAAUUUCUUUCCUCGAGGAUAUUUGGGAGCUCAGCAGAAGAGAAGCAAAUCCUCGAAGGUAAAGGCAACGAAAUGUUUUUGAAGGAGGUAAUGAAUGAAAUAAGAGGGUUAAAAGAUUUUUUUGAAACUGAAAAAUGA
Messenger RNA from Dujonia railenensis, 4911 nucleotides. The record is from the annotation of a GenBank genome assembly. Lineage: Eukaryota; Fungi; Ascomycota; Pichiomycetes; Serinales; Debaryomycetaceae.